AUGGCUCCUCCUGAAGGGACUCCCGUGGUGGACGCUUCUGUCGCGGGUCAGCAUGGCAAGAAGCCAACGGAGAUCCGUCCUGAGCCGGUCACCCCGAAAACGCUUUUCAAUGGCGCGACGGCUUCGCGUGGUGAUGACGCUAUCAACACACUGACAGCGCGUACGUCGGCGUUGCGUAUCAACGAUCUGCAAGAGGAGAGCGGAAAGUCAAGCAGCCAUAAGGAAGAAGGCAAGGUAUCGGUUGCUCCGCCUGCAAGCUCAAGCGCGGUGGAAAACGGGAAGGCUAAGGUCCAGGAGGAGGAUGAAGACGGCGGUUACCUGAGCGACGACCCGGAUGAGUGUCAGGACCCAGUUGUGAUGAAUGACAUUGCGGCUCAAGCAGGGGUCGCCAUCACGCUGCUGGUUCCCUUCGCCUGGAGUAAGGAGAUUCCGCGCAUCAUUGGAACGGUCUAUCACCUGCUGAGGAUGUGGGGGAAACACAUGUCGGAGAAUGCAAGCGCAACGACAAGAUGUCAGCAACUCACGGCUACUUUCCUCUCGAAGCAGCACUUCGGUCGAGUCGAGGUGGUCUUCCUGCAGGAGGCUGACGCCAAUUUCAUGCGCGGAAGGGAGAUUGAACAUUACACGGUGAAUGAGAAGAAGUCAACGCUUGGUUGGCUGCAUCCGGAAAAUAAGGAGUACCUGAGAGAGCGUGCGGCUCAUCCUGAGGCGAUUGAAGUCCUGCUGAAAGGGGUCCCGGCGGUGAUCUCACCGGCGAUGGUCAAGAAGAACCUGGUGACUGCGGUGCUGUUGAAGAGGGGUCGUACUGCUUUCCUGGAUGGGUCGGCGUUUCACCGGGUGCUGGAUCCGAUUUCGGGAUCAGACACGGACAAUAUUAAGGGCCUGGUGUUCAGGCAUCCGGGGGAUAAGUAUAAGUGGUGGCACAAGGCGGUUGAGAAGAUUUGA
Messenger RNA from Closterium sp. Naga37s-1, 945 nucleotides. NCBI's taxonomy places the organism in Eukaryota, Viridiplantae, Streptophyta, Zygnematophyceae, Desmidiales, Closteriaceae. The record is from the annotation of a GenBank genome assembly.